AUGUCUGCGCAGCACCCAUACAUCGAACAGGACAACGCGCCACCGCCAGGCGGAGACGACCUCCCCACGUAUGAUGACCUAGCUGCUCAGAACGGCCCGAAUUCGAGAUUCGGGAGGUGGAGAGGAUGGAUUGAGAAACGUGCUGCCGAACGAUAUAAUGAUGUCGGGCCUGACGAGCGCGCUCGGCGAAAGGCAAGGGGAUGGGGAUUGAACGACUCGGGGUCUGAGGCUGACGAGCAGCUCGCCGCGUCCGUUCAGUCCAGCCUGAAUAUCCGCGACAGACAGCUGCCUUCGCUUCCAUCUGGUCCAGCUCCGUACCCUCGGGAACAACCACCUCCGUUGCACACACUACCUCAGUUCUAUCAACAAACUGGCCUCCCGACAUCUGAUCCGUAUAGCAAUAUUCCCCCGCCACCACCGAUCCCAAACCUAAACCUCCAUGUACAAACUAGUAAUUUAGCUUUCCAACCACUCCCAUCGCCUCCCGCUGCACCAGAAUCUAUAUCGCUCCCCUUCGUUAGCCAAAAGCUCCCUCCGACACAUCUAAAAUUGAACAAUUUUGGUUCUCGGUUCCUUCCUCACGCGACCGCACCUAUAAGAUGCCUGUUGCCUUUACCAUCGGAGCGUUUGGUCCUUAUUGGACACGAUGAGGGUCUUUCGGUGCUCGACAUGUUUCCGCAAGAAUGGAAUGAGCUAGGAGGCAUUACGGUCAAGGGCCCCGAUGAAGCUCAAUCGAGGGAGAUCUGGAGAGGCGAAGGUGUUUAUCAAAUGUCCAUGUUAGAGGUUGAGGACAUCGGCGAAGGCACGCCUCAAGGUGUUGUACUAGCACUGGUAGGGCCCGACACCAAUACCUGUAGCAGAGACCAGGAAGCCACGAGAACACUACGAAUGUAUAACCUUUCCAGCCUUAUUAGUCUAGCAAAAUGGGCAGUUUCUCAGAAGGGAACGAAACCACUUGAACUACAUAGACCAUCUAAUUGGCAAGCUCAACAGUCCCCGCAGAAGCGGCACCGAACCUCGCAUAGUCUUGCGAAAGGUUUGCGAUCGCUUAUUGAACCGCAAAACGCUCCUCCCGCACAACCGGAGACUUCAUCUUCGUCGUAUCAACGACUUCUGUCCCCGGUGCCGAACAUGCUCAAUGUACCCCGAGAAUCGACAUCUGGUCGGACCUCUCCAAUGAACGGGUCAACUUCGAGUCUCAAUAGCAAGGUCAACGGCGGGCCCAGACGGGUGGACUCCGUUGAUUCAGGUUGGGAUAUUGUAGAGGACCUUCCUCUGCGAUGGGCAACAGAUUAUGUCCCUCUUGCAUCUCCUGGCUCGAGGCUAAUAGGAAUGUCUGUGCUUUCCUACGCUCUGUGGACCGAUGAUAAGCUGGAUAAGAGAGUUGGGGCAGGAAACGGCGGCCGCAUGCUUGCAGUGUCAACCAAGUCAAAUAUCUUCUUGUACGAAACUCCGAAAGGACAACGGGCUUUCCAUUUCGUAAAGGAAUUCUAUACACCCCUACAACCGCGGGCGGUUACAUUCUUCAAACAAAAUGUGCAAGAUCUUUACCGGAGUGCAUCUGAUGCCCAGUUCUCCCGAGUAGAACCUGGUGGACUGCGCGGUGUGCGGGAACGACGCAUUUCCUCAUCUUCCCUUGUAUCCCCGUUGAAUCGCUCCCUUUCGUACGACACGCAGUUGAGCCUUUUCGUAAUCUUCGACAAGAAGGCUGGAUGGAUUCGCUUAGCCGAUUCUGCAGUCGGUGAAAUAACGCUUCCUGAAGAAGCAGGAUCUUCUUCUCCGCCAUCCCAUAACCACUCACUCCCAUCGCGUGAAUCGUUUUCUCCCAUUCGACGGUCGCGCAUGUCAAUGGAGUUUGGAUCACAUUCUCCCAAGUGGAUUCUACCAGUCAAGUGUGAAUUGCCAUUACCUACCGCCCAACCACGGCAUAUCCCUACUCAAGAGGUUUAUCUCGUUACCCGCGGAAAACACACUCACAUCAUGCCGUCUCCAUUGCCUUCGAACGUCGCUUCGUGUCCGCCACUGACAACGGUCGCUUGGAAAAACGCGCCGAAUCAUGUUGCCCCCAGAGUCUGCAAUCCAGCGGUGAUGGGCCUGGACAUGGAUGAUAUCCCUCCAUAUCUCCAGCUAGUAUCGAUGUGCGAGGAUGGAAUCGAGGUGCAGGAAAUCCCUCUUUCGUUCUUAAGCUUGGGUAAAGGUAAAGGUAAAGUUACCACCCCGCCUGUGGAGAGUAUCUGGACGGAAGAGGACGUUGGUGGGAGCACAGGGUUCUUGUGUCAUGGCGGUCACUGGGAUGCAUAUAGUGAGUAUAGUGAAUAUGGCAUGGAAGGAUUUGGGGGGAUAGCUCCAGGAUUUGGCCCUCGAUUCCAAGCACAUCUCGCUGGUGGGAUCACUCGGUCGCUCUCUACAGCAAGCGACAUGUCCUUCAAUAGUCUGCAAACGGAGGACAUUGCAUUGCGGUUGAAACAAGAACAAGGCAUCUACGGAUGGUGCAGAAGAGGUGUUUCGGACUAUCGUGUAUUCUGGGUUGGUGGUUCGCUUGUACAAGAUUUGGACGAUGAGGAACAGGACAUUUGA
Molecule: messenger RNA, 2577 nt
Organism: Pleurotus ostreatus (oyster mushroom)
Lineage: Eukaryota; Fungi; Basidiomycota; Agaricomycetes; Agaricales; Pleurotaceae
Exons: 7
Coding region: 1-2577 (858 amino acids)
Source: RefSeq, a predicted model, not a curated record